AUGAGCACAACGACUAGUCAAGAUCAAUCGAAAAAAACGUCUAGUGUUUUCGAAAAACUUGGACAACGAAUAACGAAUAUUAAAAAAGAUAUUGCUGAGAAUAUUGAACGUCGAGAACAAUUACAUAAUAAUGCAAAUAACAAUCAAGUACAAUUUCUUUAUCGCCCAAGUCAAUCAGACGAUUCGUUAAUUAUUGAAACAAAACCUCCACCACCACCAACUGAAGUCCGUCAAAGACUUCCAUCUAGUGAUGAUGGUUCGAGUUCAGAACGUUCAUUUUCCAUAUCACAAUUUACCAGUAGUUUUGGAAAGAAAUCAGCAAAUGAAAAUAUACCAUCUACAACAACAACUGAAAUAACUCCUAGUAAUUCAUUUCAAGAUAUAUUUCUUAGUGAGAACAGUGAUCAUGCAAAAGAUAUGAUAAAGAACAAUAUACUUCAUGAGGUAAAUCGCAGACAUAGUCAAGCACUUAGUGAAAGUGGUUCCGAUGAUUUUAUUCUCAAUAAAACUGAUCAUAAUGAUGCAAUAGUAAAACCAACAACAGUGAUGAAAAUUGAUAAACAUCAACGAAAACCAACUAUGUUAUUAGCUGGACCGAAAUUUCGUUAUCAUACAAGUGAAUCUAAUUAUGAUCUUAAACGAGAUGUGAUUUACCCAGUGUUGUGUGUUGUGGGUGCUAUUUCAAUUUAUAUAAUGUUAUGGAAACCAUUAUCCUCAUUUUUCAGUGGCUAUUUUCUUGGUUUUGUAUCUGCUAUGGCUGUUACUUAUAUUAUUAUAAAAAUUUAUAUUCAUGCUAAAACUGAUGAAUCAAUUGUUCAUGAAUGGAUAGAUUUUCCAGAAUUAGAAUCUUUACUACAAGAAAAAAUUGCACGAACAGAUAAACAUACUAGUCAAUAUACAUGUUGUGAAGUUGUUUUUGGUCGAUAUGAUGUUGAUCGAGACGGUGAAUUUCUUCGUUAUCCAGCUAUUAUUCAUCUUGAUAAAUAUCGUCUUAAUAUUCAAUUACCAACGAAAACUAUGACAGCAGACGAGAAAAAAGAUAAAGAAAUUAAAUUUGUUGGAUUUCGAGAGUAUACAAUUAAAGGAGCUAAUUUAAUUUUGGUUCCAGAAGCGACAUUAACUCGUAUAAAAUAUUGGCUAAAUGAAUAUCCAAUUGUUUUACAAAAUUUACAAAUAUCAAAUAAACAAAUCGUUAAUAAACAAUUUUAUGAAAAAUCUAAAUUUGAUGCUAAUGAUUUUUUUAAUAAUAGUCAUACAACAAUAAGUUUAUUUUUUGAAACUGGUCCGGAUAAAGAAGAUUGGUUUCAUAAAUUAUCACUUGUUUUACGUGAAGGUAAAUCAGAUAUUGAACAUAAUGAUAGUCAGAAAUCGAAUUUAUCAACAUCAAAUACAAUUGCUAAAAGUAUUUCUGAUACACAAAUUCCAACAUUAGGUUCCCGUGCUUCACAAAUGCAAUCAAAUACAGUUAAUCUUGAAAAUCGUGUACAAAUGAAAUCAUCUGAAACAGUUGGUCCGCCUUAUGCUGAUACAGUAUCAUCAGAAAAUAGUGAAACUGAAAUACUUCGAAGUCAAAUUAAUGAAGGUGACAUACUUAGUGAUAUGACACAAGCUCGUACUGGUGCUCAAGAAUUACGUGUUGAUCUAUUAGAAAAAAAAGAUUCUGAUAAAGAUUCUACUGGUACACAACGUACAGCAACAACUAAGAAAAAAUAUCGUAAAGAAGAAGAAAGCCUUCAUCGUUUACUUAAUUCACCUGAUUGUCUCGAUGAAGCAGCUGUAACAUUAAAUUUUCUUACACGUCGAUUAUUUUGUGAUAUUUUCGAAGAACCAUUAUUUAAAGAUUUAAUAAAAGAAAAAAUUGAACUUAAAUUAAAAGAAAUUGCUGUCAGUGUACUUGAAGAUCUUCACGUUGAAACUAUUGAUAUGGGAAAUACAUUUCCUGUUAUUCUUAAAGUUGAACCAAUGCAAUGGAAUACUAAAGGAAUUUGGCUCAAUUUAUUUCUUUUCUAUAAAGGCAAUUUUAAUUUUACUAUUAAAACACGUAUAGUCCUUCAAAAGUUACUUAAUUAUAAUCCAAUUGCUGAUCAACCAAUGUACUAUCAACAUCAAUCAGGUCAAAUCGUACAUAAGGAUGAAGAACGUCAGGAAACUGAAGAGCUUAUUCAACGUCAGAAAUUACUUGCUAAAGAACCUGAGAUACCUGAAAAAAAUAAAAUGACUCAAAAUCAUCGUACACGUUUUAUUCGUAUUCCUAAACAGGAAGAAGAAGUUCAUAUAUUUAGUAAUCCUUUGAAUGUUGAUGAACAACCUACAACAUCCACACCACUUCAAACACCAAGUCCUCGUCAAGGACAACGUGAAACUUUAUUUGAUUUUGAUUAUCAAGCACCUCUAACAGCUCAUUCUCUUCGACCGAAUUCACGUUGGUUAAUUGUACGUCGUAAUAUACAUCGUAUUCGUUUUAUGGGUUUUCGUGGAGCGAUUGGUAAAGAAGGACAAUUACCAGAUUUUUAUUUAGGCUUACAAAUGGCGCGCGAAUUAAGGCGUGCUCAACUAGAAAUUAAAGAUGUUGAUAACGACACAAGUUUUCAAGCUGUUAAAGAAUUUUCUUUAGCGAGUGCGAAAGGACAAAGUAAAAAGUUUGAUACGCGUCAUGUUCAGCCUGAAGAUGCACUUAUCUAUGAUCGUCUUGGUGAAGAACCAUUAUCAUUACAAAAUUUACUUUAUUAUUUUAGUAAACAAGAUAUACAACAUGGAACAGUUUUUUGGGAUUUUUUGAAUGAAGUUAAUCAUGUUUUAAAUUUAAAACGUAAACGAACUGUUUUAGUACAACGGCUAAGAAGAUUAGCUUUGUCUUUAGCUUUGGUUGUAUAUAUUAUAAUCGGUUUAAUGUUUUGUACAAUGGUUAUUGGUAUAAUAACAACAAUAACUAAAAUGAAUGAUCCGGAAGUUGAAUGGAUGGAUCACAAUCUUGGAGGAUAUUCUUCGGAUUUUUUAUCGACAAUAUAA
Messenger RNA from Adineta steineri, 3009 nucleotides. The record is from the annotation of a GenBank genome assembly. Lineage: Eukaryota; Metazoa; Rotifera; Eurotatoria; Adinetida; Adinetidae.